AUGGGUUUUCGGCAUCGACAUUUUCCGGAUCAUGUGUGCCGUCUUAAGAAAUCCUUGUACGGUUUAAAACAGGCACCACGGGCUUGGUAUCAACGUUUUACUGAUUUUGUAUUGACUCUUGGUUUUCAGCAAAGUAAGUGUGAUAACUCAUUGUUUAUUUAUCAUCAUGGCCGCAAUAUUGCUUACUUGCUGAUCUACGUUGAUGAAAUUAUACUCACCACUUCAAAUGAACGAUUACGGGUCGACAUUAGGAAUCGAUUGGCACGUGAGUUUGACAUGAAAGAUGUUGGACCGUUGAGUCACUUCUUGGGUAUUAAUGUCACUCGGCAGCAAAAUAGGAUGUUCUUGGCUCAACAGUCUUAUGCUCAGGACAUUAUUGAAAGAGCUGGUAUGCGUUCUUGUAAAUCGGUCACUACACCUGUUGACACUAACUCAAAGCUUAGUGCCGCCUCUAGUCCUCCGUUUGAUGACCCGACCCUUUACCGUAGUCUUGCUGGUGCUCUUCAGUACCUCACCUUCACCAGACCUGACAUCAGCUAUGCGGUUCAGCAGGUAUGCAUGCACAUGCACUCUCCUCGACAAGAUUAUUGGAAUGCGUUAAAACACAUCAUCCGGUAUCUUCAGGGUACCUCAUCUCUUGGCUUGACACUUGGACCUUUCACCGAGUUUUCGUUACGCGCUUACACAGAUGCGGAUUGGGCAGGUUGCCCUGACACUCGUCGUUCUACCUCCGGCUACUGUGUAUAUUUGGGUCCUAAUUUAUUAUCUUGGUCUUCUAAGCGACAGGCAGUCGUUUCUCGAUCCAGUGCAGAAGCUGAAUAUCGGGGUGUUGCUAAUGUCGUUGCUGAACUUUGUUGGAUACGUAAUCUACUUUUAGAAUUACAUCGCCCUCUCCCUAAGGCCAGCUUAGUUUAUUGUGAUAACAUCAGUGCGGUCUACCUUUCAGGCAAUCCAGUUCAGCAUCAACGUACCAAACAUAUCGAGUUGGACAUUCAUUUUGUUCGUGAUUUGGUGCAGCGUGGUCACAUUCGUAUUACUCAUAUCCCGACUCGUUUUUAG
Molecule: messenger RNA, 1059 nt
Organism: Helianthus annuus (common sunflower)
Lineage: Eukaryota; Viridiplantae; Streptophyta; Magnoliopsida; Asterales; Asteraceae
Exons: 1
Coding region: 1-1059 (352 amino acids)
Source: RefSeq, a predicted model, not a curated record